This is a messenger RNA of Acanthosepion pharaonis, 459 nucleotides long. NCBI's taxonomy places the organism in Eukaryota, Metazoa, Mollusca, Cephalopoda, Sepiida, Sepiidae. The record is from the annotation of a GenBank genome assembly.
AUGCUCUCUUCCAACAUGCCUUGUGUCAGCCUGGAAAAGCAGGCUCAUAAAAUUAACAUGAGAAUAAUAUCUCAUGUAGAUGCACAGUCUGCAAUAAGCGGAUAUAAGUUGAUUUUUCCAAAUAAAAUUUUCACUCUGUCUCGGUCGGUCUAUCUAUCUAUCUAUCUAUCUAUCUAUCUAUCUAUCUAUCUAUCUAUCUAUCUAUCUAUCUAUCUCUUCUCUCUCUUUCUCUCUAUCUCUCUUUCUAUCUCUCUUUACACUUUCUUUAUCCCUAUCCUCUCUCUAUUUCUCUAUCAUUCCUACAUUUCUGUUUCUUAUCUAUCUAUCUAUCUAUCUAUCUAUCUAUCUAUCUAUCUAUGCCUAUUUCUUUCUUUUUAUAUAUCUACCUAUCCCUUUUUUCAAUCUCUUCCAUCCUCUCUCUCUCUCUCCCUCUCUCUCGCUCUCUCUCUCUCUCUCUAG